Messenger RNA from Alternaria conjuncta, 1737 nucleotides. RefSeq lists its product as uncharacterized. The transcript is spliced from 4 exons. The record is from RefSeq and is a predicted model, not a curated record. Lineage: Eukaryota; Fungi; Ascomycota; Dothideomycetes; Pleosporales; Pleosporaceae. The coding region runs from base 1 to 1737 and encodes 578 amino acids.
AUGUACGGCCCAGGACGCCUGCACCUGGGCAAGGUGGCGGUCGGCACGCACUUGCUGCCACUGUUGCUGCUCUUCGCUGCAACAUGUCUUCUCCCUACUGGCCUCGAUCUCUACCCGGUUUCGCAGCGAGGCCCGGCGUCGUUUGCGGACGAAGCUGCGAUCUUCAACUCUACAACCACGAUUACCGCGAUGGCGCCAGUGCCUUUAGAAUCCCGUCCAGUAGUCCACCCCUCGUGUGGGCAUGAGGCGGUCGCCGACCUCCUGGCUACACGCGGUGGCAGCCCGACGACCAUGUUGCCUAGCUCGACAUCAACUGCUGCAAUCCCGGUCUCAACGCCUACUAUCGACGAGCUUCCCGACGUGCCGCCAGACAUCCCCGCCUCCCCCUUUCCCGAGCUGGGCUUAACCACGGACGACCCCGAGUAUACCUGGCUGUCACCGGUCACGCCGUACUCCUUUCCCGACGAGUUCCAUGAACGACACGGAGGGCUACUCGCGGGCUACCGAGGCGACGACCUGUCGGAUCCAGAGGAUGAUGACGUUUGCGACUUGGAUGAGCCUCAGCAGCAAGGUUAUACAGAAGGUAUGCCUUGGGUCCAGUUCUCGGAUGCGUCUGCCUCAGAUCUCCUUGAAGAUACUCAAAUUUACGAGCAGCCAAGGUUCACCAUCAAUCCAACGGUGAUUGAUCCGCGGGUCGGCAUGUCUGUGCCAGCGGCGAACAUGCACUUACUGUUGGACAUAUGCCCCGCACCUCGACCUCUUACUACUGCUCACACCACCUCUGCCCAAAUUUUGUCGACGACCAGCAACGCGAUCCCGAUCCCAAACAACGCACAUGCCGGACCUGGCUUCAACAUCGAUAGGAUACCCAAUGAAAUAGUGCUAGAGAUCUUGAGGUAUCUUUUGGUAUUCCCAGGCCAACUGAUCCGCAUGAGCGAGUCGAACCACCCGACUGGAGAACCCGUACUUCAAGUCGCGACUUCAGGACAACCCAUACACAAUGACCUCCCCCUGCCACCCCUACGAGACCUUUUGGCCGUAGCUGCGACGAAUCUACGACUCCGCCGCUUCGCUUUCGACGUAUUCUUUGGACAUAACACCUUUGACCUGACCUGCGGCAACAUCCUUUACCGAAGGGCUCUUCAACGGAAUCCUCUUCGAUGGAUCAGGGGUGUACCUAUACUAUACCAAGAGUCGCUAAUGCAUGUCGAAAUAUCCCUCUACUUGGGCUUGGGCCCGGUAACCUACCGGGAGAAGAGGAGGAUAAAUACUGAGAACAUGAUUAGGGAAAUUGGAAAGAGCCACACACUGCGGUCAGUAACAAUCAAAGUGCGAGUCCCUUAUGGCAUACAAUCUCUUACGCCUGCCGAAAAGCGACAGAGGUUUCUCCAAAUGCCUGAACUCGACCUUCUCAGUCGUCUUCGCGGGGUGGACCACUUGGUAGUACAGGCCCCUUUCGCACUUGGAGCGCCCGAGACUGCACGGCUGCAGCAGUGUCUGGCAAAGCCCAAAGGGAGGCGCGGCAGGGGCGAUCAGCCACAUCUCUACCCAGCUCUAGCUCUACGCCCAUUGAGCAGCGACACCCUGGUGAGGAGGCCUUGGUCAGAACUAGACUCCGAACUGGAGUCCUACGGUGGAGAUCCUGCAGACUUCUCGACCAAGAUCUCCAAGGCAAAGAAACUGGAAGGUUUGAGGCGGCUCGACUGGAAGAACCCAGACGAACCGGACGAGCCUUGA